This is a messenger RNA of Ilyonectria robusta, 489 nucleotides long. RefSeq lists its product as uncharacterized. NCBI's taxonomy places the organism in Eukaryota, Fungi, Ascomycota, Sordariomycetes, Hypocreales, Nectriaceae. The transcript has a single exon. Bases 1 to 489 code for a protein of 162 amino acids. The record is from RefSeq and is a predicted model, not a curated record.
AUGUCAGACUCGGACUCUGAUUCAGCACGUGAAUUAGAUCUUUGGACGGAUCCAAUCACCAGCUGGCAUAGGGAUGUCGUGCGCGAGGUUCGGCGCCUGGAGUCCCUCCGCUGCACACCAGAACAGAUUAACGCCAUAUUCGACAUCCUGGUCAUCGCCACUGUCACUUUGGAUCUGGAACUUAAAGAAUAUGACGAUUGGAUCCAGAAAGGCUUAGCCGCCGACGCCAAACGGCUUCAACGCAGACAACGCGUCCUGAGUAUUAUGCCCGGCUAUGCAGACACGAAGAAGCUUGUCGAGGUGGAAUUCGGCUGCACGAGCUUCCUGGAGAAGCUGUACCCAGAUUUCAAGCGCUGUCACCGCGAGGACCGGUACGGUUUUCUUAGCUUCUUCGAACGUACUUUUCGCCUGCCCUUCAAAACGAAACAUACUGUGCUGGCAGCCAAGAGAGAGCAGAUUGCGGCCAACCCGCACCCGUGGGCUUGGUAG